GCAGCUGGAGCCGCAGCUUGUGUUAUGUUGGUAGCACCCUUGUGCAUUUGUGUGUGUCUGUGGUGAGCGCGCGCGCGCGUGUGUGUGUGAUUUUAUGUCCUUUCGCGCAUCAGCUGCGAACACAGAGCACAGUUGUCGAUGUGGACUCGGCCCAUAUAGUCAUUGGUCUCGGAAGAGGAUCACAGUUGCGCUUUUCUUGAAGAGCUCGAGCUCUAGGAGUGAAAAAGAAGCGGGAGGCGCGAGCUGAGCUUCCGGGUGUUGUUUGGCUAGAGAAAGCGCUCGAGAAUGUCCUUGUAUGACUGGAGCCAAGUCUUUUCCCGUGUUUGGAGCACGGAAUUACUCCCGUUCUGAACUUGUUCCUGGUUCGUUUUCUGGAGAAUUUUCUGGAUACUUUUGUGUGCAGAGAGGAUUGUUUUAUAUUAGAAAGAGAACGGAAAGCUUUAUUUUUCAAACAAGUCACUUUUACGCAGAGAUGUCUUCUCGCCACGCUGUGGUUUUGUGAUCGCCCACCAGAGCGUCGAGAGCUCUUCACCGGGACCGGGUCUCACACAGUGGGUCACCAUGGCAACGGGAGUGGCGGCGUGGUUACCCUUCGCCCGGGCGGCUGCUAUAGGAUGGAUGCCGGUAGCCAGUGCGCCCAUGCCGACGCCCCCGCCGGACAACCGGCGGAAGCAGGACGGGCUCAUCUUGCUCAAUGUCAGCGGACAGAAGUUCCAGACGUGGCGGAAUACAUUGGAGCGGUACCCGGACACUUUACUGGGCAGCACGGAGCGGGAAUUUUUCUUCCACGAGGAGACAAACGAAUACUUUUUCGACCGUGACCCGGAUAUUUUCAGACACAUUCUGAACUUCUACCGUACCGGUAAGCUGCACUACCCGCGCCAGGAGUGCAUCUCAGCUUACGAUGAGGAGCUGGCCUUCUUUGGGAUCAUACCGGAGAUCAUAGGGGACUGUUGCUAUGAAGAGUACAAGGACCGGCGGCGGGAGAACCAGGAAAGGAUCCAGGAUGACGAGGACAGCGAGAACCAGAACGAUAUGGUCCCGCCGGAUAUGACAUUCCGAGAAACCAUGUGGCGGGCCUUCGAGAACCCCCACACGAGCACCAUGGCCCUGGUGUUUUAUUAUGUCACCGGCUUCUUCAUUGCUGUUUCCGUGAUGGCCAACGUGGUGGAGACGGUCCCGUGCGGGACUUUGCCAAAUCGGGUCAAACAGGUGUCGUGCGGGGAGCGGUACGCCUUGGCAUUUUUCUGUCUGGAUACGGCCUGCGUCAUGAUCUUCACCGUGGAGUACCUACUGCGUCUAAUGGCGGCGCCCAGCCGCUGGAACUUCAUCAAGAGCGUGAUGAGCGUCAUCGAUGUGGUGGCCAUUAUGCCCUAUUACAUCGGCCUGGUCAUGACCGACAACGAGGACGUCAGCGGGGCCUUCGUCACCCUGAGGGUCUUCCGCGUUUUCAGGAUUUUCAAAUUCUCCCGCCACUCUGCGGGGCUGCGCAUCCUGGGCUACACGCUGAAGAGCUGCGCCUCUGAGCUGGGCUUCCUGCUCUUCUCCCUCACUAUGGCCAUCAUCAUCUUCGCCACUGUCAUGUUCUAUGCUGAGAAGGGCUCCUCAGCCAGCAAGUUCACCAGCAUCCCAGCAGCCUUCUGGUACACCAUCGUCACCAUGACAACUCUGGGGUAG
Oncorhynchus keta (chum salmon) is the source of this 1677-nucleotide messenger RNA. RefSeq names its product potassium voltage-gated channel subfamily D member 2-like. The transcript is spliced from 2 exons. The record is from RefSeq and is a predicted model, not a curated record. Gene Ontology annotation, biological process: potassium ion transmembrane transport; protein homooligomerization. Gene Ontology annotation, molecular function: A-type (transient outward) potassium channel activity; protein binding. NCBI's taxonomy places the organism in Eukaryota, Metazoa, Chordata, Actinopteri, Salmoniformes, Salmonidae. Bases 562 to 1677 code for a protein of 371 amino acids. Gene Ontology annotation, cellular component: voltage-gated potassium channel complex; membrane.